Molecule: messenger RNA, 2195 nt
Organism: Xiphias gladius (swordfish)
Lineage: Eukaryota; Metazoa; Chordata; Actinopteri; Istiophoriformes; Xiphiidae
Gene: sytl1
Product: synaptotagmin-like 1
Exons: 16
Coding region: 262-1875 (537 amino acids)
Biological process (GO): exocytosis; intracellular protein transport
Cellular component (GO): exocytic vesicle; plasma membrane
Molecular function (GO): small GTPase binding; neurexin family protein binding
Source: RefSeq, a predicted model, not a curated record
CUGUGCUGACUGACUCCCGAGGGCGGGUUCACUCCGUUUACUCAGCACACAGACCUAGACACACACACACACACACACACACACACACACCUCGCCCUCAGGACAACGUUUCACCAAACUUUUUCCACAGAUGGAACUGGCAGACGCUGUCAAGUAAGAUGUUAGGUGGUGAAAGCUGCGGUGCACUCUUCGUGUGAUAGCCUGUUUACCAAACGCCUGGACAGGAGAAACGCUUUGCGCAUGCGUUGAUUGCUCUAUGGGAUGGAGGGGGAGCGGGUUGACUCUUCUCUUGACCUGAGCCACCUGACAGAACAGGAGCAAUCCAUCAUCCUCCAGGUCUUACAUCGUGACUUGGAGUUGCGGCGUCGUGAGGAAGGGCGUGUAAGGAUCCUCCAGCAGACAGAGACAGACCCGGCACGUCUGCGCUCCCUGUCGGGGGCAUGGUUCAACGAAGAGUGUAGCAAACGCCAUCACUGCAGGACUUCGGGCUGCGACCUUGUCCAUGCCACCAUACGCCACAGGAAGCCAAAGAGCAGUGAUGUGCCCCUGACUGGCUUGUUUAAUGGAGAGAGAGAGAACACCUCCCACAACAACAACACCUCUCCUGAAGCAGAGAGAAGAAUCAAGGACGACAAGGAAGAGGAGAAUGGAGGGAGUCAAGGAAGUUUGAAACCUACACCCAUUACACCCAUACCCAGAACAAAAAGUCCUGAAGCACAGGAUCUCCAGCAUAGAAAUAAUUCCUCGUCAUCAAAAGAGUGCGAAAGGAGAAGUAAUGGCCACUCAGAGGAGCCUGAGGAUGACUUUGACGGUCACAACGGGGACACUGACUCUCUGAGCAGCAGCCUGACAGAGCGAGACCCAGCUUCUCUGAAAACCAGCAGCUCCACCAGCAGCCUUCAUUCAGGCUACACGCUCAGUGGAAGCAUGAUGAGUCUGUUCAGCUCGGGAGAUUUUGGACUGGUGGAGGUGAGGGGCCGUAUCCAGUUCUCAUUGGUUUACGAGACCCAGAAGGAGGAGCUGCAAGUCAGAGUGUACCGCUGCGAGGACAUCGCUACAGCACGCAAGAACCGCUCUGACCCAUAUGUUAAAACCUAUCUCUUGCCGGACAAGUCGAGUCACAGUAAGAAGAAAACUUCGGUGAAGAAGAAGACACUCAACCCGGUCUAUGAUCAGACUCUCAGAUAUAAAGUGAGGAUUGGGGAGCUGCAGAGUCGGACCUUGAACCUGUCAGUGUGGCAUGCUGAGCCCCUUAAGAGGAACGUGUUCCUGGGUGAGGUGGAGUUGGCUCUGGGCCUCUGGGACUGGACCUACACUCAGCCACUGUGGCAGGACCUGCAGCCACGGGUUCAUUUGAAUCCAGACUCCAUAAACAGUCGUGGGACCAUCAUGCUCUCUAUUAAGUUCAUCCCAGACGGAUUUGAGGGCAGUGGUCUGCCACUGACAGGAGAACUUCACAUCUGGCUUCGGGAGGCUCAAGGUCUCCUGUCCAACAAGGGAGGCGCUAUAGACUCAUUUGUUAGAAGCUACAUCCUCCCAGAUGCUAGCAGACAGAGUGGUCAGAAGACGCGGGUGGUGAAGCACUCCAUCAGUCCUACCUACAACCACACCAUGGUUUAUGAUGGCUUCCACACCAGCGACCUGAGAGAGGCCUGCGCUGAGCUGACUGUCUGGCAACGCGAAGGGUUAAAGACGCACGUCUUAGGAGGGAUUCGUCUGAGCUGUGGAACUGGUCAGAGUUACGGGGAGGCUGUAAGCUGGAUGGACUCCACACAAGAGGAGGUCGCCGUGUGGACCUCCAUGAUCGAAAACCCAAACCACUGGGUUGACACAACACUACAAAUCAGAACUAACCUCACCCACCGGUCCGGGUGACUCAGUCACACUUAAUGCGCAAACACACAUUGAUACCCAUGUUCAAAUGAAAGAACACCCAGCACAUAAGCACAUUUGACCUCUCUGUCACAAUGAUACACGCAUACACUGUUUAUUUCUGUUCAUACAUACAAACACGAACACAGAGGGAGUCAGUAGUGGUGCAAUGUUGUGAAUUAAUGGCGUAGAUUUGAAUUAUUUAGUUUUGAAACCAUAUCUGUCUGCAUUUCAAAUGUUUUAUUUGUAUGGUUUGGUUCAGUCUGUUUCUUAUCUGACAAAAGUGCAUUUGUAAUCCAUUGUAGUUUAUGAAUUAAAUAUCA